AAAAGAUAUUGGACAUUUCACCGCCCGCCUGAAACUCAGCACGCUCAUGUUCGAGCGCUCCCAGUGGUUCUGUGUGCGGAAGCCGUCUCCAGCCGUUUCCAUCUCUGGAAACUACAAGUCAGCUGUUAGGAAGCUGAGAGUGUUUAUCCCUGAAUUAGCUGGAUGGCAAGCGUCGUCGGUGAUUAGAGUGUCUUUAUUUACUCUCCUGGCGUUGUUUCUGGAAACAACUGAGCGGCUGUUCAACGGUUUGGAACUUGAAAUCUGCAAGAGACUGUGAAGAUGAAGCCUGUGUUUCUUCUCGAGGCUUUCUCUUUGGCUUGUUUUGUGCUCUUAAGCCAAGUGACAGCUAAGAAUUCUGAAGACAUCCGUUGUAAAUGCAUCUGUCCACCGUACAGAGACAUCGAGGGCCAAAUCUACAAGCAAAAUGUUUCUCUCAAAGACUGUAACUGCCUCCAUGUAGUUGAACCCAUGCCGGUUGAUGGAAAAGACGUGGAGGCGUACUGUUUACGAUGCGAGUGUAAAUAUGAAGAAAGGAGCUCGGGGACCAUUAAGGUCACCAUCAUAAUGUACCUCUCCAUUUUGGGCCUGCUGCUGCUCUACAUGGUCUACCUGACUCUCCUGGAGCCCAUUUUGAAGAGGCGUCUGUUUGGACACUCGCAGCUUAUCCAAAGUGAUGAUGAUGUCGGGGAUCAGCAGCCUUUUGCCAACGCUCACAAUGUUCUGUCCCGUUCACACUCUCGACCCAACAUGCUCAACAAAGUGGAGCAUGCCCAGCAGCGCUGGAGGAGGCAGGUCCAGGAACAGAGGAAGUCUGUGUUCGACCGCCAUGUUGUUCUCAGUUAAAGUGCCCUGCGAGCAAGAGUUUCUGGUCGAGCAAAACAAAAACAAAAAUGAAACAAACAAAAAAAAAAACACUGUGACAGAGCCCUCAGUUUAUAUCACUUCCUUUCUCUCAUUUGUGGUUUGUAUGUGAUCAAAUGUGACCCUUCCGAGGUGAACGUGGCGAACAAAUCUAGAUCUGGGAAGCCAGAGUCCAAACUGGGAGCUCUUAUUUAGUCCGCACGCAGCGCAAGAGAUUAAAGUGAAUUCAGUUUUGCACAAUCCUGAUUGAACAGCCUUAAAAGGCAUUUCCAAAAGCUGAUUUUAAUCUCUGCCUGCUGUCAGGUUUGCAGAUUUGCCAAGUCACCAUCGAAUUUGCAAUGAAAAUUUUGAUGGAAGAGACUAAUAUAGCUGGAAAUACAUCUUUCAUGUGAACAUUUUCUAAUAUCCCAUCAGUCUUCCUGGCCACAGCGCCAGGUGGUGUCCCAUCAGCCCAAAGCCGACCAGUCUUUAACAACUUAACAAGGCUAACUGGCUUUCAUCGGAAAACAUUCAGAUGUUGGUUGGUGCCACUCACUGUGGCUGGAUAACUUGCCCCAGUAAUGACCUGUUAACAUGUAGCUGGUGGGCUUUUUCCACCCAGAUACUAAUAUAACUUUGAAGUACUGCUCUCAUCACAGUGAAAAGGAAUCAAUGUAACAUACAAAUCUUUGAGCCUUCUUUGAAAAUGCAUGUUUUAUAACACAUCUUUUAUAAAUGUGCUUUCAUCCUUCAUCCCUACCAUCAUACUCAAUGCCUGAUAUAACUGGUAUUACAUUAAGUUUGGUAUUUGAAAGUAGUUUCACUGAACCUCGUUACUGAGCCUGAUGCAUUUUCUUGGUGAUGUCUUAGUAAUCGUAGCUGUGCUAUUGAUCCUUGUGUGUUGAAGACCCUGUUGAAAUCAGCGGCCGCUUCAACUGCCUAAAAACUAAAUCUCUCGUCUUUUAUUCCGUGUGCUCAGUCUAACAUCGGUUCCGCUAAGAAGGUCCUUGUUGCCUAACGGGCAGCUUUAGUAUAACAGAACGGUGUUACUCUGAGGUCAAAGAUGUUUAUUUUGUGUAUGUUGGGGCCGUGGACAAAGAGCCACUUUUGGGAGAUUUCGGAAAGUGUUCUUAACCAUUGUAUAAGUGAUACUUUAACUUUGAAAUAAAUUAAUGUAAUAUUUGUGA
Molecule: messenger RNA, 2027 nt
Organism: Scatophagus argus
Lineage: Eukaryota; Metazoa; Chordata; Actinopteri; Scatophagidae
Gene: tmem9b
Product: TMEM9 domain family, member B
Exons: 5
Coding region: 280-843 (187 amino acids)
Biological process (GO): positive regulation of canonical NF-kappaB signal transduction
Cellular component (GO): lysosomal membrane
Source: RefSeq, a predicted model, not a curated record